Acipenser ruthenus (sterlet) is the source of this 2561-nucleotide messenger RNA. Its product is annotated as intermediate filament protein ON3-like. Bases 112 to 1533 code for a protein of 473 amino acids. Gene Ontology annotation, biological process: intermediate filament organization; keratinization. Gene Ontology annotation, molecular function: structural constituent of skin epidermis. The transcript has 9 exons. Gene Ontology annotation, cellular component: keratin filament. The record is from RefSeq and is a predicted model, not a curated record. NCBI's taxonomy places the organism in Eukaryota, Metazoa, Chordata, Actinopteri, Acipenseriformes, Acipenseridae.
CUUGUGCUAGGGGAAUAAAAGAGAGUGUCUCCGAGCUGGCAGACUACAAGGUCAGCAAAGCUAUCCAGCACUGUUUCUUCUGCUCUUGUACCUACAAAGCCAAACCAAGCCAUGUCUCUGUUGGGAAGCAAGCGAAUUAGCAUCAGCACCAGCAGCCUGAACAACAGGUCAUCUCGGUCUGGGGGCAGCAGCAUGAGCCAGAGCGGCCUCUACAGCAGUGGGCAGAUUAGAAUGAGCAAUGGCUACAGCUCCUACAGCUCCAUGGGAGGAAGCAUGGGUGGAGGAAUGCGUCUCCCCAGCAUCCCCAUCUCCGCAGUGACCUACAACAACAGCCUGCUGGCCCCCCUCAACCUGGAGAUCGACCCCAACAUCCAGGUGAUCCGCUCCCAGGAGAAGGAGCAGAUCAAGGGCCUCAACAACCGCUUCGCCUCCUUCAUCGACAAGGUCCGUUUUCUGGAGCAGCAGAACAAGAUGCUGGAGACCAAGUGGAACCUGCUGCAGGGACAGACCACCACCAAGUCCAACAUCAACGCCAUGUUCGAGGCGUACAUCGCCAACCUGCGCAGGCAGCUCGACGCCAUCAACAACGACAAGAGCAAGCUGGACAGUGAGCUGAGGAACAUGCAGGGGGCCGUGGAGGACUUCAAGGGCAAGUAUGAAGAUGAAAUCAACAGACGCACCGGUCUGGAAAACGACUUUGUCGUCCUGAAGAAGGAUGUCGAUGGUGCCUUCAUGGUUAAGGCUGAUCUGGAGGACAAGGUUGGCUCCCUGAGCGACGAGAUCAACUUCCUGAGGAGCAUUUACGAGGAGGAACUCCGCGAGAUGCAGAGCCAGAUCAAAGACACCUCCGUCGUCGUGCAGAUGGACAACACUCGUCACCUGGACAUGGACUCCAUCGUGGCUGAGGUCAAGGCUCAGUAUGAGGACAUCGCUGCCAAGAGCCGCGAGGAGGCAGAGUCCUGGUACAAGGUCAAGUACAGUGAGAUGUCCUCCCAGGCUGGCAAAUAUAGUGAUGAGCUACGUAAUACCAAAGGUGAUAUCGCUGAGCUGAAGCGCAUGAUCCAGAGACUUGAGAGUGAGAUCUCGUCCAUCAAGGGACAGCGUGCCACCCUGGAGGCUCAGAUCGCUGAGGCAGAGGAGCGCGGGGAGCUGGCAGUGAAAGACGCCAAGGCCCGUAUUGCAGAUCUGGAGGCCGCUCUCCAGAAAGCCAAGCAGGACAUGGCCCGCCAGGUCCGGGAGUACCAGGAGCUGAUGAACGUCAAGCUGGCCCUGGAUAUCGAGAUUGCCACCUACAGGAAGCUCCUGGAAGGAGAGGAGGACAGGAUUAGCAACCACUCAGUUGUCAGUGUCCACUCUGCACCAUCCUACAGCAAGUCCAGCAGCAAAGGUAUGCAUGCCGGUGGCUACUCCACCAGUGGUGGGUACAGCUCCUCUUCCUCUGGGUAUAGCACAGCUCAGACCACCAGGAACGUGGCCGCUAAGAACGUGGUGAUCAAGAUGACCGAGACCAGCGACAACCGAUUCCGCAAGUAAAUCGGAGAAGAACCACAGGCAUCAAAACAACAAAAUCUCCGCUGUCGUUACGUGACGCCUCACUAUUGCCAGCUUACAGCUACCCGUAGAGACCUGUUCGUUCCCAUUUUUUAGAGAAAAUAUAUGUGGCAUGUAAUAAAGGGAAUGAGCUUCAAUCAAUGAUUAUUGCUCUUCGGGAACGAUUAUCGGAUCCAAACAAAUGCUGACCGACGCUUGUCCCCUUUAUUGCAUGAAUAUUGUCUAUCCAAAUGUAAUUUUUCUGAGACAAAAAGGGGGAAUUGAGUUGAGAACCCAAUGGACCAACAAGUGCCCUCUGGUUAGCUAAGCCGUCAAUAGCAGGGCGUCACUCUUGGUGUAUUCCCUGGAUUUCGGUUGUUCUUUGGUUUAUGUUUUUAUUGUAACCUAACAAAUACUGUCCCCUCGACUGCUUGAAAGCUCUUCUUUUAUGAAUUCAACUCCUUUCUGUAGAAUCCAAUGCCGCUGGGAAAUUGGGGGUGUUCAUUAAUGUGGUCUUAACAGAACCUCCAAGUUCCUAAACGGGGCCCAGCUUGUAACCAAAAAUAAAAUCAACCACCAAGUUGGGGGCUUGCUUCUCUUGUCCGAGCAGUCUAAAUCCCACCAGAAUUCCCAUCCCUGGUGAUACCGUACUAAACUUCUUCCUUUGUAUUCCCAUUAGUGCUUGCCACAGUAACUGUCUUCAGAAAAGUGAUAGAAGGUAUGCAUUCAAUAAAAACACACACAUAUAUAUACAGCUACCGUAUUAUUUUACUGUUUUAUACCAACAUUAAAUCCAGAGGCGCAGGAUAUAUGUGUGUUUCAGUAUUUAACACAGGUGUUACAUGUUAUACUGUACAAUGCUUCCUAUGUCUGAAAGUUUGAUUGAACAGUACCAUAGAUCAGCACAUUCGAGGUAAUGCAAGCAGCCACAUCAAAGGUGGUUACUGUUGAUCAGGCCGAACUAGGCUGCCUUACAGCUUUUAAAUCUGUACUGCGUACUAAUGAAAUAAAUGACUUUGAAAAAAAAACAA